AUGGAUUGCUUGCGGGACAAGUUUGUUCAAGGACAGUUGUUGGAUGGUCGAUUCCUCACGGUCACCCCGCUCAACCAUGGUUCCUUUGGAAUGGUCUUCCUCGCCAAGGACACCUUGACCGGAGAACAAGUUGCUAUCAAAUGCUUGACCAAACAGGCUUCAUCAGAUUCUUCCGAUCUGACCGUCGACGAACGUUCCGAGGAGAUGGAGUGCCAUGCUCGUCUCGGCUUCCACCCGAACAUUGUCAAUAUGACCCACUCCUUUGAAACCAGGUCACAUAUUUUCUUGGUACUUGAGUACUGUUCGAUGGGUGAUUUGUACGAAGCUAUCAGGGUUGAUCGUGGUCCCUUGGAAACCGAACAUGUCCGUGACUUUAUGCUACAACUCAUUGGCGCUGUGGAGUACAUGCAUUCCAAGGGAUUGUAUCACCGUGAUAUUAAGCCCGAGAAUAUCUUCCUGUGCCAGGAUGGCUCAAUGAAGCUGGGUGACUUUGGACUUGCGACGCGUGCCAAUUGGUCUUUUGAGGCGUGCGUGGGAAGUGAUCGGUAUAUGGCUCCUGAACAAUACGAGCCAACUGCAGCCGGGUAUUCCCCUGGUCAGGCCGACAUUUGGGCCAUCGGAAUUUGCCUUUUGAACAUUUUGUUCUCGAGGAACCCUUUUGUUACGCCAACUGAGUCCGACGUUCUCUUCGCCGACUAUGCUCGUGAUCGCCAGUCGCUCUUUGAUGUCUUCCCCAAUAUGUCUCAGGAUACUUUUGAGAUUUUGACUCAUUCUUUGGCCAUUGAUCCGAAAAAGCGAUCUCUUUCUGCGAUGCGCGAGGCCAUUGUUCGUGCUGUCUCCUUCACAAUCGACGACGAGACUCUGGACGACUAUUGCACCGAAGACCGGAAUGUUGUCCCCGCAAGCGGCUAUCGUGAACCCCUUCGCACGCCAUCAAUCCAGAGUCCUCAGAUCAACCAAGGCGAUUCUUUUCCAUGGGCAAAAGCUCUUCAGUCCACUCCCCAACAAGCUGUUCGUCAGUUGUCCGCAAUUCCCGACUCUGAAGUCUACACGGAAGACCUUUUUGCAACAUCGGCAGGCGAAGGCAUGUCAUGGUACACGGGCAAUCACGGCUCGGCGUCUAUGGUAUCCACCUUUGAUUCGAACUUUGGACCAUCAUUCAAAUCUAUGGCAUUGCCCAAGGAUCGCUAUAGACAGUUCGACAAAGCUCCUAUCAGUGGCUCUUUGCCGGAACCUGUUGGUGUUCCCAUUCCUUCCAUGUCCAUCGUGUUUGGUAAGGGUAAUGACGAGCAAGUAUCCAAGAGUUGGAGUGAUCUCUGGGAUGAAGAUCAAAUGGAGAAUGAGGCCCUUGAACUUCACAACCGUCAGGCUCACAAUGCGCGUACUUGGAGUCAGGAGAGCAAGGAAGAUGAGCUUGGAAAAUCUGGGUUGACAGAGAUCGACCCUACUUCUUCCGCUCUCAACUCGCGUUCGAUGAUCCCGAACGGUCAAGCCAAGAGCGUUCCAAUCCCCAGGAAGGCCGAAAAUUUCCGUGGCAACGAUUCUCCUUGCCCUGGCAGUUUCACUCCUUCUAAGUACGCUCCAAAGCAAACGAUCAUGGACAAGUGGGCAGCCUUGGGCCAGAAGAGACGCAACUACCACCCGAAAGAGCAGCAACCUCUCCAGUGGAAGGCGAAGCAGAUUGUCAACCGCAACUGGCGCAAGGAUGCGGGACGCAACUCGUUCGGAUCCGAGAAUGAGCCUUGGAUUCGCAAGGGAAGCAGCCCGAAACACAACCGAAUCCGUCAAAACCAGCAUCCACAGUCGCAUUUGCUGAGCAAAGACUGGCGCCACGACCCCUUCCAGACGAUCAAGCCGAAAAAGGACUCCUGCCCAUUUUCACUUCAUGAUAGCUAUCCCGAUGAUGAAUUUGAUUUUAUUGGUGGAUGGCAGGAUCUUCAUAUAUAA
Coccidioides immitis RS is the source of this 1947-nucleotide messenger RNA. RefSeq names its product serine/threonine protein kinase. The transcript has a single exon. The record is from RefSeq and is a predicted model, not a curated record. NCBI's taxonomy places the organism in Eukaryota, Fungi, Ascomycota, Eurotiomycetes, Onygenales, Onygenaceae. Bases 1 to 1947 code for a protein of 648 amino acids. Gene Ontology annotation, molecular function: protein serine/threonine kinase activity; ATP binding. Gene Ontology annotation, cellular component: cytoplasm; autophagosome. Gene Ontology annotation, biological process: autophagosome organization; protein autophosphorylation; peptidyl-serine phosphorylation.